AAGUUUUUCUUUUCUUUUUGUUGAGAACCCCUGCCAACCUUCCAUUCAGGGGUCCCAACCAUUAUCGGAAGAGCAAUUAGGAGAAAAGUGGUGUUUCCGGCAACGUGGCUUUUUUUUUUUACACUAAUCUUUUGGCCGGAACCCAGAAUUAAGCACUUCAUGUAAUUCUGAGGAACGAAGAACAAUGUCGGCCGCACCUCACAAUUCUCCCGAUGAUUCAACCCCCGAUAAUGCAACACCCGAUAACUCUACCCCCGAUGACUCUGACAACUCAUCUUCACCACCGUCAUCAUCACCACCAGCGUCACCACCACCACCACCAUCACCACCGCCAUCAUCAUCAUCAUCAUCACCGCCACCACCACUGUCAUCACCACCGUCAUCACCACCGCCACCAUCCUCAGGAAACUCCUCUCCGCCCCCACCAACAUCAAACAAUUCAAGCCCACCACCUCCCAGUUCAUCCUCGCACUCUCCUUCUCCUCCUUCAUCGACACAUUCUCCACCCUCCUCUCAAUCACCUCCAUCUCCUCACAAAUCAUUAGAAUCCUCACCAUCCUCUCAUAAGUCUAGUGGCGGAGACGAUAGCAAUAAGGCCAUAAUUGGAGCGGUGCUUGGGGUAGGGAGUGUUCUUCUUAUUGUAGUUAUUGUUUGUGUUGUUUGCUCCAGGAAGAAGAAAAAAAAGAAUAUGUACUAUUAUGGAGACCCUCCUCAUGGAAAAGGGAAUAACUAUUACAAUAACAGUGGGCAACACCCAAAUUAUUAUGGAGGUCCACACGGGGACCAUGUUGUGAGAGUACAAAAUGGAAUGGGUCCUAAUGGUGGCGGGUGGGGUGCACCACCACCACCUCCUCCAUUAAUGAAUAGUGCUGAUAUGAGCUCCAAUUACUCAACGGGGCCACCUCCUCUGCCUCCUCCCUCACCAAGUCUUGCUUUAGGCCUUAAAGGGGGUACUUUCACUUACGAAGAAUUGGCAGCUGCCACCAGUGGAUUUGCCGAUAUAAAUUUGAUAGGACAAGGUGGCUUUGGUUAUGUCCAUAAGGGUGUGUUGCCUAAUGGAAAGGAAGUGGCCGUUAAGAGUCUAAAAUCAGGUAGCGGGCAAGGAGAGCGAGAGUUCCAAGCGGAGAUUGACAUCAUUAGUCGCGUUCAUCAUCGCCAUCUCGUGUCACUUGUUGGAUACUCUAUUGCUGGCGGGCAAAGAAUGUUGGUCUAUGAAUUUAUUCCCAAUAAUACUCUAGAAUAUCACCUUCAUGGAAAGGGUACACCAACCAUGGAUUGGCCAACUAGAAUGCGGAUUGCAAUAGGAUCAGCUAAAGGGCUUGCCUAUCUUCAUGAGGACUGUCAUCCUCGCAUAAUUCAUCGUGAUAUUAAAGCUGCAAAUGUCCUUAUUGAUGAUAGCUUUGAAGCAAAGGUUGCUGAUUUUGGAUUGGCUAAGUUAACUACUGAUAAUAAUACUCAUGUAUCGACUCGUGUCAUGGGAACUUUCGGGUACCUAGCUCCUGAAUAUGCAUCAAGCGGAAAAUUGACAGAAAAAUCUGAUGUUUUUUCAUUUGGAGUCAUGUUAUUGGAACUUAUAACUGGAAAGCGACCUGUAGAUCACACAAAUACAAUGGAUGACAGCUUAGUAGACUGGGCUCGACCACUACUAACUCGUGGACUAGAGGAGGAUGGCAACUUUGGAGAGUUGGUGGAUUUAUUUUUAGAGGGAAACUACAGUCCUCAAGAACUGCAAAGGAUGGCAGCUUGUGCUGCUGCUAGCAUUCGUCAUUCUGCCAAGAAGCGUCCAAAAAUGAGCCAGAUUGUGAGAAUAUUGGAAGGAGAUGUCUCACUAGACGACUUGAGGGGUGGGGUUAAACCAGGACACACUGCUUUCACCCCUUCAUCUUUGAAUUCAGAUCAAUAUGAUACAAUGCAAUACAAUGCUGAUUUAGAAAAGUUCAGAAAAGCAGUGUUUUCUAGCCAGGAAUAUGGCACCACCAGCAGUACCUCUAGCGGUGAUAUGAGCGGCCAGAGGCAUCAGCACUUUUAGGCUGCUGAAUUAACGAUAUUAGCAAUUCUACUAUCGUUAAUCACACACGUGAAAAGGGAGAAAAUCAAGGGGGGUUUUUCUACUUUUUCUUGUUUAAUUGAUAUGAGAAGUGAGAGUGUGAGAUCUCAUUUUGCAGAGAGUUGAGUUUGACGCCUUCGUUUGGGAGUGUGUUUAAGGCGCCAAUCAAUGUCACCUCCAUGUUUUGUUCAAUGUUUUUUUUAUUCUUUAUGGCUAUUGCGGACUUGGGGACGUAGAGCAAUACCUUUGAAAUGGAGUCCUAGACAUAAUAAUAAUCACUCCUAUUAU
Messenger RNA from Abrus precatorius (Indian licorice), 2335 nucleotides. RefSeq names its product proline-rich receptor-like protein kinase PERK4. The transcript has 9 exons. Gene Ontology annotation, molecular function: protein kinase activity; ATP binding. Lineage: Eukaryota; Viridiplantae; Streptophyta; Magnoliopsida; Fabales; Fabaceae. The coding region runs from base 185 to 2029 and encodes 614 amino acids. The record is from RefSeq and is a predicted model, not a curated record. Gene Ontology annotation, biological process: protein phosphorylation.